AUGCGAAAACUCCUCUCAUUCAGUCUCGGCGGUGCUCUCGCUUCUCCCGUCCCAGAUGAGACCAACACCAACGCUUAUAGGCUAGCUCGGGGUUUACCUUUGAAAAAACCCUUGAAUCCCUUCAAUGCCACUAGGACUGCCGCCAAGCGACAACAACCUUCGGGCGCACCACAAACUGGUAACUUCGUUGUCACAUACAAUAAUCCUACUAAAAGGAAGAGAUCCGGGCCCAUCUACCUUGCACCUAAAGGUGCCAACAGUAUCUUCUCUAUCACCGGUGAUCCCGCACAAGCUAUAUUGGUCAAGACCCCAGGUACAGGAGCGUUUUCCAACUCCAAAAUUCAAGGGUAUGACCCAACUGCUGGGGAAUGGCAAUACAUGCGGGCUUCAAAAUUCGGUGACGCCCAAGGUGGCUUCGAUGUAUCAUUACUUGGCUCGAAUUAG
Molecule: messenger RNA, 444 nt
Organism: Kwoniella botswanensis
Lineage: Eukaryota; Fungi; Basidiomycota; Tremellomycetes; Tremellales; Cryptococcaceae
Exons: 4
Coding region: 1-444 (147 amino acids)
Source: RefSeq, a predicted model, not a curated record